ACAUCCAACGGCCACAGCACAGCGCCGCCAUUCCGUCAAGCGGCAAAACCCGCAGCUUCCCCUGCCGCUUCCGUGGACGACACUCGCUGUCGCCGUCGCCGGCGCCGGAGCCGGAGCCGGAGCCUGCGACUCCAACACCACCCACCGCUCGGGCCGUUAUAUAGAACUCCUGUUGCCCACUCUCUCCAUUUCACCGCUCCCCGAUCCGUAGGUUUCCACCCCCAUCGCUGUAAUUACCUCUCCACCACCCAGAAAUAAUUUGUGUAGAAAUCCGUGUUGUUCAAUCCCGCGCGGAUCCCCAAUUUUCCCCUGAUUUUUCCGCCUUUUUUUUUAUCGCGCUGAGGUUAGGAUUAGUGCUCCCCGCAGUUUUAGGUUUGCAGUGGUGGCGGUGAGGCCGAGCAGCUAGCUAGGGUUAGGGUUGUUUCCGGGGGAGGGCGAGAGGGAUGGAUAAGAAGAAGGUGGCGGUGCCGGUGGUGUGCCACGGGCACUCGCGGCCGGUGGUGGACCUCUUCUACAGCCCCGUCACGCCAGACGGCUACUUCCUCAUUAGCGCCAGCAAGGACUCAAAUCCAAUGCUUCGCAAUGGUGAGACUGGAGAUUGGAUUGGGACAUUUGAAGGUCACAAAGGUGCCGUUUGGAGCGCUUGUCUUGACACCAAUGCUCUGCGUGCCGCCUCUGGUUCUGCUGACUUUUCAGCUAAAGUAUGGGAUGCACUAACAGGCGAGGAGCUGCACUCCUUCGAACACAAGCACAUUGUCCGUGCAUGUGCUUUUUCUGAGGAUACCCACAUGUUGCUUACUGGAGGUUUUGAGAAGAUUUUGCGUAUCUAUGAUCUGAACCACCCAGAUGCUCCUCCAAGAGAAAUCGACAAAUCGCCUGGUUCUGUAAGAACUGUCACUUGGCUUCAUAGUGACCAAACUAUACUGAGUUGCUGCACGGAUAUGGGUGGUGUGAGGUUAUGGGAUGUAAGGAGUGGAAAAAUUGUCCAAAUACUUGAAACCAAGGCACCUGUUACCAGUGCAGAAGUAAGCCAAGAUGGCCGGUAUAUCACCACAACAGACGGCCCAAGUGUGAAGUUUUGGGAUGCAAAUCACUUUGGGCUUGUUAAGAGCUAUAAUAUGCCAUGUGCUGUGGAGUCAGCUUCUCUUGAACCAAAGUAUGGGAACAAAUUCGUCACUGGUGGAGAAGACAUGUGGGUUCAUGUCUUUGAUUUUUUCACUGGUGAAGAAAUAGCAUGUAACAAGGGGCACCAUGGCCCUGUCCAUUGCGUCCGGUUUUCCCCUGUGGGUGAAUCUUAUGCAUCAGGAUCAGAAGAUGGCACCAUUCGUAUCUGGCAGUUGGGCCCAGCUAACAACGACGAGCAGGCGGCACCAAAUGCAAAUGGGAAGAUGAAGGUUGGUGUAAAUGAUGUCCCGCGCAAGAUCGAGGGCUUCCACAUUCCUAAAGACGAGCAGCCUGAGGGUUAGGGAUGCAUCAUUUUCGUGCCUGAUGGACCUGGUGGUGCCUGGCUGCUUGCAGGGAGACUGUUGAUUGUUCAAAAGCUCCUCUCUUCCUUCUCUUUCUCCCGAUGUCUGUUGUCGUUAGUGUAAGUGCUUACCUUUUAUGGGUGGGUUUGGUGUAACAGCACUGGAGGCGAAAUGGUGGGACAUCGUAUGGGGGUCUCCUAAUUACAGUUCGCUAGACAGGACAAUUUCUUAUAACAAAAAAAAGAUAAAUAUAAGAAAGUCAGAAAUUACAA
Phragmites australis (common reed) is the source of this 1738-nucleotide messenger RNA. RefSeq lists its product as uncharacterized. The transcript is spliced from 7 exons. Gene Ontology annotation, molecular function: protein binding; RNA binding. Lineage: Eukaryota; Viridiplantae; Streptophyta; Magnoliopsida; Poales; Poaceae. Gene Ontology annotation, biological process: spliceosomal snRNP assembly. Bases 444 to 1466 code for a protein of 340 amino acids. The record is from RefSeq and is a predicted model, not a curated record. Gene Ontology annotation, cellular component: SMN complex.